Messenger RNA from Nomia melanderi (Alkali bee), 3351 nucleotides. RefSeq names its product mitochondrial DNA helicase (gene mtDNA-helicase). Gene Ontology annotation, cellular component: mitochondrion. The record is from RefSeq and is a predicted model, not a curated record. Gene Ontology annotation, biological process: mitochondrial DNA replication. NCBI's taxonomy places the organism in Eukaryota, Metazoa, Arthropoda, Insecta, Hymenoptera, Halictidae. Gene Ontology annotation, molecular function: 5'-3' DNA helicase activity; ATP binding; single-stranded DNA binding.
AUAAAAUUACAAAUAAUCAAAUGAAUUAUUUGACGGUAAUUGAAAAAUAAAAUGAACAGACAUGUAAAAAUAUAAUUACAUAUUUUUUGGAACUAAGCAUUAACUUUUAAAUUAAAAAUAUAUUUAUUUCAUUAUAGUAAGAUGAUAUUGUAAUACGUACUAUAAUAUUCAAUAAAUAAAUAUUUAUAAGUAACACACAUAUACUUGAAAUGUCAUUAUAAUAUAAACCUAUAUAAUAAAUAUUAAGCUGAUGUUUCCAUUUUUCUUCAAACUAAUGAAAUAUAGUAAAUAAAUUUGUGUAAUUCAACGAAUUGAUUUAAGUUUAGAUGAAAUAAAAUAGGUAAAACUCUUUACAGUGAUGUACGGAGUAUGCAUUUCCAUCGUCAACGUUAAAUUCAAUAUUUACAUAACAAUUAUUUACAUUUCAAAGGCAAAGAUUAAAAUUAUAGAAUGUUUAAAACAGCUUUAAUUGAAUUUACACACUUUCUAUAAAGCAACUCUUACGGAAACGGAAUUUCACUUAUUUUUAAGUAGGUAUCAAUUUCCAGUGGUACAUAUGCGUUUAUGAUAAUAUGUCUGUACAAUUUACUUAACAUAUCGAAAUUGGCGAUUCUGUACAUGCAGUCUACGCUUCUUUAUUGGGACGUAGAAAAUAAGAGACAUUGUUUGUAAAAAAACUGGCUCGAAAUUCUGCUUCAAACUCAUCGAAUUCGGAUAUACAAAUAUCAAAAGUUUCAACAGAAGUUCUGUUUUUCUCAGAGUUUUUCUAUAGACUAUACACUAUCGAUAAAAGCGUUAAGAAAAUAAAGAAUGUUAUUCUUCCUCGAGAUGUCUCUGCUUGUUUAAGAAAGCACGUGUAGUAAAACUUGUGGUGUAUAUUGCACGUGUCGUGCAAUAAACAUUACUUAGAAAAAAUACUUUUUACAUAUAAACAAUAUUGCAUACGAGGUGAUAAAUAAUAAAAUAUAAGUGCAAAUCAAGAAAUAACAAGUGUAAAUGAAACAAAACAGAAAGUUACCUGUAUGUAAGGAAAGCACCAAAAAUGUUCAUAGAAAUUUUGACUUUAUACUGUGUUUUGAAAUUUAUAUAAUCUAUUGUAAAGUAUACAAAUAUGUAUCAACCGUGAUUUAUAAAUUUGUAACAUUUGUCAUUUAUUUAGAAGUAAUAAAAACAGAAUUGAUAAUGUUAUUAUUACAAUUUCUUACUAUAAAUACUUUAAGUUACUAAAUACUUUUGUAUUUCGAAAUGUUAACAUUAUUUGCACGUGUCUGUAUUCAAAAUGGAAAGCACCAAAUUAAAAGUUUCAGUGGAAAACGUUACUUCCAUGAGGACCGUAGCAAUUUUACACCUAAUACAUCCAUUUUAAAUUUAAAACAAUUCUUUAAACAAAGAUGUUUACACAUAGUAGACGGACAUACAUGUGUUACACUGGAUUGUCCCAUAUGCAACAAUGUAAAAAGUGGCUCAAAAAUUUAUAUAAAUAAAACAACAGGCUUUUUUCUGUGUGAUAAACGUAAACACAUUGGCUCUUGGGAUACAUUAGAGAAACUUCUGUCAAUAGAAAAAUCAAAUGAACAUCUAAAAGAAUUUAAUAUGCUGGCAGAAAAUGUAAAAGUAGAAAAAAUUUUUAAUACCGAUUGGAAAAAUUUGAAAACAAACUGCCGUAGAAUUAUAGAUUUAACUGCAAAGGAAUAUGAAAAUCUGCUUACAAAUUUUUCAUUUCCGAAAAUCUUACAAGAUGAUAUGAAUCAAUUAAAUUGUAUAUAUGAAGAAGCAUCUGAACUAUUACAUUUUCCUUUAGUAGGUCUAGAUAAUUCUAUUGUUGGGUAUAAGUCCUUUUCACCACACUCAAGAGAAGUGCAAACAAUUCCAGUUUCUGGAGUUAGUGGUUGUAUUAAAUACAAACAAGGCAGCAGUAGAAGUGAUAAUGUAGCUGUGGUUGUAGGAACAUUAGAGGAUUUAUUAGCCCUGGUAUCACAGAAGUCAGCAAAUGUAAUUAUAUGUCUUCCAUACAAUUUACAAAGUCUACCUCAACAGUUAUUACCAUACAUGGAACCUUUCAAAAAGUUGAUUUUAUGGUUUGGAAAUGAUGAAACAAGUUGGUACACUGCUAAACAGUUUGCAAGAAAGUUAAAUGAAAAACGAUGUUUUUUUGUAAGACCAACGGAUUUACAGCCUCAACCAAGUUUAGCGGCCAAAAUGGGUUACAAUUUAAAAGAUAUUCUUCAGAAUGCUCAGUCUGUGUGGCAUAAAAGUAUAACUACUUUUCAAGAAUUAAGGGAAGAAGUGUUGAGCGAUCUACAAAAUAUUGACAAGGUACAAGGUGUGAAAUGGAAAAGAUUCCCAGCUUUAAAUAAGAUACUGAAAGGCCACAGGAGAGGAGAAUUUACAAUUUUAACUGGGCCAACAGGAUGUGGCAAGACAACAUUUGUGAGCGAGUAUUCAUUGGAUUUAGCAAUGCAAGGUGUUAACACCUUAUGGGGCAGUUUUGAAAUAAGAAAUGCACGAUUAGCAAAAACUAUGUUACAACAAAUGGUAGGAGUACCUUUAGAUGUAAAUCUUGAAAAAUUUGAUGCAUAUGCAGAUAGCUUUGAAAAGUUGCCUAUCUAUUUUAUGACGUUCCAUGGUCAACAAAGUAUUAAAGUUGUAAUGGAUACAGUUGAACACGCAACUUAUGUCCAUGAUAUAGGUCACUUAAUAAUUGACAAUGUUCAAUUCAUGAUGGGAACAUCAUAUGACUGCAAAAAUUUUGACAGAUUUUUGAAGCAGGAUGACAUAAUUUCAAAAUUCAGAAAUUUUGCUACUAAAUACAAUUGUCAUGUAACUGUAAUAAUACAUCCAAGAAAAGAACGUAAUGAAGAUGAUUUAACAACUUCAUCAAUUUUCGGGAGCGCUAAAGCGAGUCAAGAAGCAGAUAAUAUACUUAUCAUUCAAGACAAAAGAUUGCAUAGUAUCCGAGGCAAGAAAUAUUUACAAGUGGCCAAAAACAGAUACAGUGGUGAUUUAGGUAUCGUAACAUUAAAUUUUGUAAAAUCUAGUCUCAGUUAUUCAUCAAAAAUGAAAUUGAAAGACAGUGAUUCAAGUAAAGAAAAAUCAUUAGAAGAGGAAGAAGAGGAGAAGGAGUAGUAGUUAGAAAAACAUUUUGCACAGUCAAAUAAUACUUAAGGUACCAAAAAACAAAAAUAUAUCAAAUGUUUUAUAAACCAUUAUAAGACGAUAUCGUAACAUUAACAAUUUUUACUAAUUGUGAAAUAAAAGUUGUAUUUUGUAACUUAUUGUUUAUUUGUAAGUAAAUGCAUAUUUCUGACAUAUGUUAUAUGAAUUUUUAUAAUUCUUCGAAAAUUGUUCACA